AGAAAAACAAUCUAUAGUAACGAAACUAUCAAUUUAAAAUUCCAAACUAAAUUCCUGUCACACACAAUUACCAAUUAGUCCCUACCAAACAACUUAUCAAAAUUUCAGUCUUCGUAAAAGAUCCGUACAAAAUGGCGUCGGUUCCCUUCUGUCCGCCCCCUUGUUCUCCUUGUUAUGCGGGGCCGAAUUUCAUGCCCCCGGCGGCGCCCUGUUGGACGGGCGCCUGCCAGGCCACGUGGAUGCCCACCUGUUUUCCCAUUAACGCUUGUUGCUUCACGUGCCCGCCGCCGCCGCCCCCGAAGCCCAAAUGCGGACCCAACGGACCGAGGUCUCUUCGAUAAAACUAUAUAUCCUGAACGUAUAUAUCAAGAAAAUAAGAAUUCCGUGAAUAAAGAUUAUGUUUAAGUAAUUAUCAAUGUUUUUAAUUCACUUGAUUCUAAAUAAAAAAAUUUAAGUUC
Messenger RNA from Phyllotreta striolata, 458 nucleotides. The record is from the annotation of a GenBank genome assembly. Lineage: Eukaryota; Metazoa; Arthropoda; Insecta; Coleoptera; Chrysomelidae.